AUGACACCUUUUGAAAGCAUCCGCCUCAAGACAGGCCUACACCUGAAAGGGAUUUAUGAGAAUGAAGUCAAAGACCACCCUUUAGAAACCAAGGUCACUUAUUGCACUUUUUUGGAGUGGCAUGCUACUGGUAGCAAGUUCAUUGCCAUUGCAUGCGGUGGCUCCAUAUAUGCUUUAGUACUCAUCGCAGGCCUUGGUCUUAGAGGGUCCAUUGCAUCCAUGGUUGGAACCAUGCACUUACAUCCAGCAGACAUGCUACGAUCACCUCCAAGAGAUUCCCCUCAAAGGAAGCUGAUUCUUGAAUGCAUUAUACCCACCAUCGCACGCAUGUGA
Messenger RNA from Suillus bovinus, 333 nucleotides. RefSeq lists its product as uncharacterized. The transcript is spliced from 2 exons. The record is from RefSeq and is a predicted model, not a curated record. The coding region runs from base 1 to 333 and encodes 110 amino acids. Lineage: Eukaryota; Fungi; Basidiomycota; Agaricomycetes; Boletales; Suillaceae.